AUGUCUAAACUCACGCCUGCUCUCGUGAGCCAGUUGCAUCCUGGGGAGAGCUUGGGAACAGUGCAGCGGCUCGAUGUCGCCGGCCGUGGCAUCAAAACGGUCGUGGGCAUGGAGUCCUGCACCGGCCUCACCCGGCUGGACGCCUCCGACAAUGGCCUUACGUCCGCCGACGGCAUAGCUGCGCUGCCUGCCCUGCGCUGGCUUUCCCUAGCCGGGAACCAGGUGGAGAGCAUCGAACCCUUGCGGUCCUGCGAUUCUCUGGAGGUCCUCAACAUCGCCAACAACCGUUUAUCUGGGAAGGUGGGUUUAGGCAGGCUCAGCCGGCUGAAGGCCCUGGUGGCCAACAACAACGCCAUCACCCUGGUGGGGGCGCUGGACCGUUGCAAGGAGCUCAACACGCUCAUCCUGUCCCACAACGCGGUCGCGAGUGUGUCGGGCUGGUUGGCAGGGGCGGGUCCCCUGCAGAAGCUGCAACUGUCCCACAACAUGUUAACCGACCUCGGAAACGCUCUUAGCCACCUCACCAAACUCAAGGAGCUGCGCCUGAAUCACAACAAGCUCACCAGCUUCCCUGCUGACCUCAGCGCCUUGGCCAGCCUGAGGACCUUGGAAGCAGGGUCCAAUCCGAUUGCCUCCCUGGAUGCCUUGCAGCCCCUGGCCGGCCUUCCUGCCCUGCGCCAGCUCAGCUUAAAGGGCUGCCCAGUUGCGGCCCUGGAGAACUACAGGUCCCAUGUGCAAGGCCUCCUGCCAAGGCUGCAGGUACUGCAGAGGAUUCUGUGGGGCCACUGA
Messenger RNA from Auxenochlorella protothecoides, 789 nucleotides. Its product is annotated as Internalin-A. The transcript is spliced from 3 exons. Gene Ontology annotation, molecular function: protein binding. Lineage: Eukaryota; Viridiplantae; Chlorophyta; Trebouxiophyceae; Chlorellales; Chlorellaceae. The coding region runs from base 1 to 789 and encodes 262 amino acids. The record is from RefSeq and is a predicted model, not a curated record.